Messenger RNA from Entamoeba nuttalli P19, 570 nucleotides. RefSeq lists its product as hypothetical. Lineage: Eukaryota; Evosea; Mastigamoebida; Endamoebidae. The record is from RefSeq and is a predicted model, not a curated record. The transcript has a single exon. Bases 1 to 570 code for a protein of 189 amino acids.
AUGAGCCAACAUAAAGAAAAAGCAUAUUUCAAGAACUACAAAGAUAAAAUUAAUUAUCAAGUAUCUCUUCAAUCAAUAUUCAUUGGAUUAAUCAAUAGAUAUGCUAAAAUUAUGCUCAAAAGAAGAACAGUUAAAGCAACAGUGACAAAACCAUUUCUUUGUAUUGAAUUUAUUGAGUUUGAAGAAACAGAUACAAUAUUAUUUUGGGAAUUCAUUGAAAAUAUGAUUAAAAGUAUGUAUAAUGAAGAUAGAAAGAAUAAUAUUAAAGAAACAACAGCAAGUGAAAGAUUAAAAAGAAAUAGAAUUAUUUAUUCAAUUCAUCUUUUAGAAGAUAUACUUGGAGAAUUAGGAUUUAGUUUUAAACAUCAAACAAUUAAAAGAAAAAAUGGACAAAUAGCACUUGAAUUUGUGGUAGGAAUAUUUUACGAUAAUUCUAUGAUUAUGAUGGAAGAAGGGAUUGUCAAAAAAGGAGGAGAAUUGAAUCAAUAUUUUAUGAAAUUGUUAAAAACAACACAAUUUGUUGUUAUUGCAAAAGACAAUACUGAUGUUCAAACAAUCAUAAAUACAUAA